Drosophila innubila is the source of this 1811-nucleotide messenger RNA. It is a transcript of the gene Aldh, whose product is annotated as aldehyde dehydrogenase, mitochondrial. Gene Ontology annotation, molecular function: aldehyde dehydrogenase (NAD+) activity. The record is from RefSeq and is a predicted model, not a curated record. The transcript is spliced from 4 exons. The coding region runs from base 83 to 1642 and encodes 519 amino acids. NCBI's taxonomy places the organism in Eukaryota, Metazoa, Arthropoda, Insecta, Diptera, Drosophilidae.
CUAAUCGACCGCUGCGAUAUUAGCACGCUUUAAUACGGUGUCUGUUGUCAUACUCAUUCGGAAAUCGCUAAUUAACUACAAAAUGCUGCGUACUCUAAGAACCACAGCCUUGUUGCGAGCACAGUGUAAAAAUUAUGCAGCUACUGCCUCAUAUGCGUCAAUUCCGCAGCCUCAGACUUCUCCAGACGUGCUCUACACCGGUCUCUUCGUAAACAAUGAGUGGCACAAGAGCAAGUCGGGCAAAACCUUCGGCACCAUUAACCCCACCACGGAGCAGACCAUUGCUGAGGUGCAAUCCGCAGGCAAGGAGGAUGUUGACUUUGCCGUAAAGGCGGCACGUCAGGCAUUUAAAUUGGGCUCCCCUUGGCGCCGCAUGGAUGCUUCGGACCGUGGUCGUUUGCUCUACCGUCUGGCUGAUCUCAUGGAACGUGAUCAAGUCUAUUUGGCAAGCCUGGAGACCCUCGACAAUGGCAAACCAUACAGCAUGUCCUAUAACGUGGAUCUGCCGACUGCAAUUAAGAAUCUGCGUUACUUUGCCGGUUGGGCGGAUAAGACUCACGGCAAAACGAUUCCCAUGGAUGGUGAUUUCUUCACAUAUACACGCCAUGAGCCGGUGGGUGUGUGCGGCCAGAUUAUACCCUGGAACUUUCCCAUUUUGAUGAUGGCCUGGAAACUGGGUCCUGCCCUGGCCACCGGUAACACAAUUGUCCUGAAACCUGCUGAGCAGACCAGUCUGACAGCAUUGUACAUCGCCCAACUGGUGAAGGAAGCUGGCUUCCCCGAGGGCGUGGUUAAUGUGCUGCCCGGUAUGGGUGAGACAGGUGCUUUCCUGGCCAAUCACCAGGAUGUCGAUAAGGUCGCCUUCACGGGAUCCACAGAUGUUGGCAAACUGAUUCAAUUGGCAUCGGGAAACACCAACUUGAAGCGUGUCACGCUCGAAUUGGGCGGCAAAUCGCCCAACAUUAUUUUGGCCGAUACCGAUUUGGAUUAUGCCGUGGAGUCGGCACAUUUUGGUCUCUUCUUUAACAUGGGUCAAUGCUGCUGUGCCGGCUCUCGCACCUUUGUGGAGGAUAAGAUCUAUGAUGAGUUUGUGGAACGCAGUGCGGAGCGUGCAAAGAAGCGUUCCGUUGGUAAUCCCUUCGAGCUGACCACCGAGCAGGGCCCCCAGGUCAACCAGGAGCAGAUGGACAAGAUUCUGGGCCUCAUCAAGACAGGCCAGGAUCAGGGCGCCAAGAUUGUCGCCGGUGGCAAGCGUCCCCAGGGUCUACCCGGCUAUUUCGUUGAGCCCACGGUCUUCGCCGAUGUCCAGGACAAUAUGACAAUCGCUCGCGAAGAGAUUUUCGGACCCGUUCAGCAGUUGAUUCGUUUCAAGAAACUCGACGAGGUCAUCGAACGUGCCAACAACUCUGACUAUGGCCUGGCUGCCGGUAUCUUUACCAAGGAUCUCGACAAGGCCAACUACCUGGUGAAUGGUCUUCGUGCCGGCACAGUUUGGGUUAACACCUAUAACGCCUUAGCGGCUCAGGCUCCAUUCGGUGGCUACAAGAUGUCCGGCCAUGGACGCGAGAAUGGCGAAUAUGCGCUCUCCAAUUACACAGAGGUUAAGAGUGUCAUUAUCAAGGUGCCACAAAAAAACUCUUAAAUACUCCCCACAAAUGAGGAUGUUUUUUCUAUUUGGUGCAGACAAAUUGAAAUAGAACUUCCAGUUAAGAUUACACGCACAUUUACUCGGCAGUGACAUUCGCUCUGUAUUUUCCAUUUGAUUUAUUAUAAGUAAAAACUGAUUUAAAUACAAUUGUUUAUAAAAAUAA